CUGAAUGGAGGGCCUCAAAUGCCAGGGCAACAGCCUAAGCCUUUAAGACCUCUAAGUAAGGUCAUCAGUGAACGACAGCAUGAGUAAAGUAAGGUUUGGGAGGAAAGAGACUAAUCUGGGGAGGCGAGAGUGAAAGCUGUUAACAGUCCAGUCAAGAAAGGCAAUAUAGGGUCCAGAAUCAGGCAAGAAGUUAUAGGAAUAAAAAAAGAAGAAGGGACAAGAGUUGUACAGGUCAGAGGUUUCCAGUGGGGCUGUGCAGACCAGAGGAGCUGCAACUUAUGCCGGGUGGGGGUUUCAUGGGUUUCUUCUAAUGCUUUUGGCCCAUAGGAUACAAACUAUUCUGUGCCUCUUCAAAAUAAUAGCCCCUGGUGUCUACUGGCUGUAUCAUGAAAUAGAAAUUAUGAAGGCACUGUAUCUUUUAAAAAAAAUCCCCUUUUGUAGCACUUCCUUAAAAACAGCUAUUUAAUGCAACUCUGCCAGUGAGUUCUUGACAGUUCUGUCUUAACGAUUCUGAUAUUAAUGAGACAUCUUUGUAAAGGGUUGAAGUGUCUUCCUGAACUGUCAAUUUAUUAACGAAGCAUGGCUUGUGUUGAACAAGAUAAGCUGGGACAGGCAUUUGAAGACGCUUUUGAGGUAUUGAAGCAACAUUCAACUGGAGAUCUUCAGUACUCCCCAGAUUACAAAAAUUAUCUCGCCUUCAUCAACCACUGUUCUCAUGUCAGAGGAAAUUCCAACUGCUGUGGUGUGCUGCCUGUAGAGGAACCUGUCUAUAACUGGAGAACAGUAAUAAACAGUGCUGCAGACCUCUAUUUUGAAGGAAAUAUUCAUCAAUCUCUGCAGAACAUCCCUGAAAACCAGCUAGUACAACCUGCUGUUCUCCAGCAAAAGGGAGGAAAAGGCAGGAAGAAGCUCCGACUGUUUGAAUAUCUUCAUGAAUCCCUGAGUAAUCCCGAGAUGGCAUCUUGUAUUCAGUGGGUAGAUAAAAACAGAGGCAUCUUUCAGUUUAUAUCAAAAAACAAAGAAAAACUUGCCCAACUUUGGGGAAAAAGAAAAGGCAACCGAAAGACCAUGACUUACCAGAAAAUGGCCAGAGCACUGAGGAAUUAUGGAAGGACUGGGGAAAUCACCAAAAUCCGGAGAAAGCUAACUUACCAAUUCAGCGAGGCCAUUCUCCAAAGACUUUCUCCAUCUUAUUUCUUGGAAAAGGAGAUCUUCUACUCACAGUAUGUUCAACCUGAUCAAGGAUAUCUCAGUUUAAAUAACUGGAAUGCAAAUUAUAAUUAUACAUAUGCCAAUUACCAUGAGCUAGGUCGCCCUGAUUGCUAACUAUACUCUUACAUUUCAUGAUUUCCUGGCAUCAGAAAUCCCUACAAAUUUCAGGAUUUUUUUCUUAAAGCAAAUACUGAACAGAAAAAAAACCAUUUAACUUCAUUGUUGCUAUCUUUUAUUAAAUAGCAUAAUUUACACUAACUUGGUGAGAAAUUCUGCUAGUGAACAACUUUAAAAUAAUCAAAUCCUAUUUGAAAGUAUAGACUAGGUGUCCUUGCUUUUCCUGUUGUCUAUGCAAUACUUUUUUAGAUUAACAACGCCUGUAGAGAUGAUUUGAUUUAUAUAUUCAUUUAAAUAUUAUUUUCCUGUCAUGACACUCAGACAAAAAAAAAUCACUCUAACAUAUAUCCGAUGGCUUUAGCAACAUAACAAAAAAUGAUGGCAUAUGAUGGUGUUCAUGCUAAAAUAAUUCGUGGCUUUAAAAAUUUCAGAGGCUAUCUAUGCUGAGCCUAUAUUUUCUUGGCACUUCAGACCUCAUGAUCUGUAACCUUGUGGCGCUAAAGAGACCAUGGGCUA
Messenger RNA from Diceros bicornis minor, 1845 nucleotides. It is a transcript of the gene SPIC, whose product is annotated as Spi-C transcription factor. Gene Ontology annotation, molecular function: sequence-specific DNA binding; DNA-binding transcription factor activity, RNA polymerase II-specific. Bases 580 to 1326 code for a protein of 248 amino acids. The record is from RefSeq and is a predicted model, not a curated record. Gene Ontology annotation, biological process: regulation of transcription by RNA polymerase II; cell differentiation. NCBI's taxonomy places the organism in Eukaryota, Metazoa, Chordata, Mammalia, Perissodactyla, Rhinocerotidae. Gene Ontology annotation, cellular component: nucleus. The transcript is spliced from 6 exons.